Sipha flava (yellow sugarcane aphid) is the source of this 1241-nucleotide messenger RNA. RefSeq lists its product as uncharacterized. Bases 177 to 1241 code for a protein of 354 amino acids. The transcript is spliced from 6 exons. The record is from RefSeq and is a predicted model, not a curated record. Lineage: Eukaryota; Metazoa; Arthropoda; Insecta; Hemiptera; Aphididae.
UCUUGGCUAGUAGUACUGUUGAGUAAUUUCUGUUGCCGAUCGUGUGUGUAUAAUAUUCCUUGUCGGAGUUUAUAUUAAAUAGUUCUCAAGGAGCAAAUUGUUUGAACCUUGCGAUUGGUCAAUCAAAUAAUCUCACUCGUCAUCAACUGAUACAUCAUCUGAAAAGAUUUACAAAAAUGGCAACUUCAAAUUCUGAAACACAGGAAGAUAUUACAACUACACAAUCUAGAGUAUAUACUAUAGCAGGUACUUUAGAUGCCGUCCACUCAAUGUUUUGUAGUAAUGAUAGUCCACAACAGAAAGAGAAUAAAGAUAUUAUACAAGAAUAUUCAAAUGAAGCUCAUUAUUCUAAAGCUAAUAAUCAUGAUGUUGACUAUUCCAAUAAUACUGAACCUGAAAUUGUGGUAAUUAGUAGUUCUGAAGAUGAAGAUGAAGAUGAAGAUGAAGAUGAAGGUGAAGUACUUCAGAAGAAAAAUGAUUUAUCAGAGAACCAAAAAGCUGAUUCGGAAUAUCAUUGGAGAAAACUCGUUCCAUUUCAUUAUUCUUCAUAUCAUGCAAAUGGGUUAAAUAAUGUUGCUAUAACUUUUACUAAUGUUCCAAACCAUGAGGAUAUGAAGAUGCUAACUAGUUUUUCUAAUCAUUUUGAUAUACCCAUAGAACUAACAUGGUCUGAUAGAAUUACACAUAUAGUUGUUACCUCAGAGGUAACAAGAGAAUUUAAAAGCACAGUACAGAUAUUUAAUGGAGUUUUAUUAAAUUGCUUUAUCGUCACUAUGAAGUGGAUUCAUGAUUGUUUGGAGAGUGGCGUUUUAAUAAAAGAGAAUUUUUAUUUGCCACCUGAUUAUGAAAAUGAAUCGACUUUCUUAACGUCCUUGCAGGUUAAAAUAGGUUUAAUUAAAUCUCCAAUGGAAUGGAUGAAGGGUUGUGUUGUUUAUGUGUUGGGCACAAUUAGUAACGAAAGACGUUCUUAUAAGCUUCUUGAAUGGAUGGACAGAUUAGGAUGCAAAAUUGUUAAUAAUAUUGCUGAUUUUAUAAAUUAUGAAUUUUUUUAUAGAAUUAUACUAGUAGAUACCAGUGAAAAUAAUUAUAGAAAUACACAAAUACCUUCUAAACAAAUUAUAAUAGAAUGGUUAGUUAAUUAUCAAGCUGUAACUCUCUACAUGGAAUGGAUGUUUCAGUGUCUAAGUAACUAUAGACUCAUGGAAAUUGAAGACUUUAAACUUGAUUACUCUUCCAAUUAA